Molecule: messenger RNA, 3812 nt
Organism: Ctenopharyngodon idella (grass carp)
Lineage: Eukaryota; Metazoa; Chordata; Actinopteri; Cypriniformes; Xenocyprididae
Gene: fam110a
Product: family with sequence similarity 110 member A
Exons: 3
Coding region: 397-1668 (423 amino acids)
Source: RefSeq, a predicted model, not a curated record
AUAGGACAAGAAAAGGGGCAGGAGGAUUGUUUGGGGAGAGAAUCAAACCGGUCUGGCAAGUUUUACUUUCUCCUUAACGCAAACACAUGCAUGCACCAUCUGCCCUGCUUGAUUUCUGCUCUCUGACACACACAAAAGACAUUGCUGACUGACUUCUGACUCUGUCCUACCUGACUCAAACUUUAGAAUUAAAGAGGAAACCAUUGCUGUUGAGUUUACUGAGGCAACCACAGACAUAAUCCUGGAUCAUGUAGAGACAUGCCGUAUCCUGUCCCUGGAAUCUGUAUCCAAUGCAUUAAUGUGGAAGUAUAUAUAUAGCAAUAAGUCCAUCAUCUACUUUUGAGCAAACCAUUGCAGAAAAAGGAAACCAAAUAAAACAGCUGAAGUUUUUCAAGGAUGUCAACUGACGCUGUACAGCCCCCUCCAAGGAGAAUAAUAAGGCUGGCUGUAACUCCUGGCACACAAAGUCGCAACCCAGAGUUGAGUUGUCCAGUCAAAUCAUCUCACGGGAUACGCAAACCAAGUGCGGUGGAACGUUUGGAAGCAGACAAGGCCAAGUACGUCAAGAGUCAACAGGUGGCUUUGAAAAAGCAGCAGCCAAUCACUUGUUCUUCCAACAACAGCCAGAGUGGACAAGGUGCUCAACAGCCAUCGAGAAAAAUCCCUGCAAAACCCACUGAAACACCACCCCUUGACCUGGAACAUCUUUGCAAACUGAUUGAUGGAGUUAGCGAUACCACCGUUCCAGUUGUUUCCACACAAGCCAACAGCACUGAGAAAGCUCAAGAUGCUACAGACCCAUGCAAGGCCACCUCUGCAACACCAAGUCCGUUGGAAGAACCUUCUGUUGGGUCAACUUCAAGUCAAGGAAAAGCUGCAGUAGAAGCCUCAGGGGUAAAUGGAUGUCCUACCAUGACAGUGCGGCGAGUCGAUGUCAGACCGCAGUUACCUCAAAUGAGGAUGGCCGGUAGACCACAGCUACAGAACCGCUCACAGGUCCAACUGGGUAUGCCGCAGGUCCCAAUAAAACUUCUGCGCUUGCUUAGACCCUACACACAACCAAAUCAGCAACCAAUUGAUUUCAAAAGGCUACACAAUUUCACAAACGUCACCCGAGGACCUAUUAAACCACCAAACAGUGCUGCACAAACCUCACCACCUUCUAAAUCCCCAUCUAGCCCUCUCCCCAUAAAGCCAAACACAGAACCAUUAUCACGUACCUCUCCGACUCCACUUAUUCCAACCUCUGUUGCUUCGUCCCUAGCCAAAAAUGACUUUCAGUCCCCACCAUCUCCAGCCAUCACUCGGCUGUCCUCGACAAGCUCCAAGAAGCGUCCUUCACUGACGCGCUCAAAAUCUGAUGUCAGUGACUGCUUUUCACGAGCUGGGGUAGAGCUUGAACGCUUCUUUAACUAUUGUGGCCUUGACCCAUCAGAUUUAGAGGAGCUAGCAAGACCGGGUUCUGACAUUGUGUCCGUUUCACGUCUUCGUAGUGCCAGUGCCCCAGCAUCCGAGCAUACAGCUGAGGGUGAAGAUGAGGAAGAAGAAGCAGCAAAAGAUGAACGUCCUGUUUAUGGUGUUUCCGUCAUUGAGAGAAAUGCUCGAGUGAUCAAGUGGCUUUAUGGAAUGCGCCAGGCCAAAGAGAGUCCCAAAGUGGCCAAUAUGUAACAGACAACAAGGGACUAACAACCACAAUUCAGACAGAAAUCAAAUGCAAUAUAUGCUGUUCAAAGUGCUUACUAUGCUUUUCCCAUUCAGUAUUUUGUCUGUUGUUAUCCAUAUACUUUAGAGUUGUCUAGUUGAAUCUACUGUGUCUCUUACCCCUUUUCCACCAGCACAAACCGGGUGCUAGUUCAGAGCCAGUGCUAUCGCUGGUUCGGGGUUGGUUCAAUUGACAAGCCUUCUAAGAACCAGUUUGCCUUUCCAUUGGCUAGAGAGCCACCAGAAAAUAGAAAAUUAAACUAAACCACCAGUAGGUGGCGUCAAGUAACCGUCUUAAUAAGUGAGUCAUUCAUUUAAACGGUUCAUUCCAAUGGCUGAUUCAUUCAAGAAUGAGGCAGUUUGGUCAUUUAAUCUUUGACUCAACCGAUUCAUUCAAAACCCUUAAUCAUUCAGUAAUGAAAACAAGGCUGAGUGUUGUCCUAUGGUUCUGCUGUGAUCUUUGUUUGUAACUAUUUUUGCUGCUAAAAUAGAACAAAAACAGUCAAUGUUCCUUCUAAAAUGUAAGUGACUUAAUAUUAACUAUUUGUUAACUGAACAGUUGUUUCAUACAAUCAGUGUCACGUUUUUAAUCGUUAUGGUAGCCUAUUUAGGAAAACAGCAUUCUUGGUCAUAUGAUUUUGCUUACCUGUAUCAAGUUAUAAAAACUUAUUUUGUGUGUGCUUCGCUCAUGUUUCCAUUUCUCCUCGAGAUGGUGAGCGAGCCUCGACAACGCAACCUUGUUAUCGUCACUACAUUAUACAGCCUAUUAUUAUCCACUAUGGAUCGCCACUUAAACUAAAUGUAAUAAAAUCAGUCAUUCUCGAGUUUUCUUUUUUUUUUUUUGGUAUUGACAUUUUAAUCAGGUCCUUAAUCAGGUCUUUCACUUGCCCCUUCAAAAAAUCCACUUAUCUUGGACUAACUGACAAGCGUUAGUGUCGAGCCCUGACAUGUUAAACCAGCGCUAAAAUCCUGAUUUAUAAUCGAGACGUUGUCUGACAAAAUCACCAUACACAUAAUAUAAAGACAUUUGCUGUGAUUUUGGCUAUAUGUACACGUAAAAUGAUCACUCAGGUUAGAAGCAAUAGUAUCUAUUUUAUUUGCUCUCUGACAGAGCGCACAUCCUCAACUGAAUGCGCUGCUCCUCUCAGCCACUCACUGAACAACUAGAUCAGGUUAACAAGUCGCUAUAUUUGUCACAAUGCGCUUUCUUGGAAAAAAGUCGCAAAAGGGGUCUGAAAAGUCGCUAAGUUGGCAACACUGAUUCAACCUUCCGUCUCCAUGUCCCAGCCUGCCGCUGUCCUAAACGGCGUUACGGCAAUUUUGCACCAGCUGGAGGCAAUUACCAAACUGGUUCCGUGCAUGUUGUACAUAUUUUGCGACAGCAAAUCAAAGUUAUUAAUUAUCAAGGCUAUAUUCAAUAUAAACUGGUAUUAUUUUCCUUCAAAACUAUCUAAAAAAAAUUCAUGCCUGUUGGAAUAAAAUUUAAUGCUUUUUAAUGCCAUUUAAGGCCUUAAUUUUCGCAAAAUCCAUUUAAUGACUUUUAAUGCUUUUUAAUGCCCCGCGGAUACCCUGUACUAUUGAUGCUCAUGGCUUUGCGAACCUACACUGGCAUCCAAACAGAGCGAAUCCAACAUGUUCUUGUUAUUAGCUCGAUUAGCUGCUAUUUCAAAAAUGGCAGGUCACAAGUUUUUGUUUGGCCACGGUAACCCUGCCCCCAGCCCCUGACGCAAGCGGUUCUUACUUCUAGACCAGCCAUGUUUUGGUGCUACUUACGAACCACUUUUCCUGGUUCAGAGCUUGUGCUUUGGGUGUUGAAAGACAAAGAACUGAUUUGAAACUAGGCUCUGGCUCUGAACUAGCACUCAAACUGCCUUGGUGGAAAAGGAGUAUUGUGUGUCAAUUAUAUUGGCUUAAGCUUUGUGGUCAUUGGAAUGACUGUAGCCACCUGUGUUCUUAAACAAUGACUUCAAUGAUUUCAUGGUUAUGGUGAACGCCAAUAAACCUUUAAACACAAUGUGUUUUUUGCAUUGUUGUCUUUUUCAACAAUGAUAGGCUGUACUUGACAGGCUGAAUCAAAUGAUGGCAAGGUUUUUGGUAGAGAUAUCCAGAAC